Mya arenaria is the source of this 5874-nucleotide messenger RNA. RefSeq lists its product as uncharacterized. Bases 1018 to 3744 code for a protein of 908 amino acids. The record is from RefSeq and is a predicted model, not a curated record. The transcript is spliced from 12 exons. Lineage: Eukaryota; Metazoa; Mollusca; Bivalvia; Myida; Myidae.
AAGGCUUUCAAAUAUUAAUUUCCUUAGUGCUUGUUAUGUUACAGUGGUGAUAUAAUUUUGUAAUGUAAGAAAAGGAUUGGUUUAUUCAUUUGUGUUAGUUCUCUUGUCAAUUGUCUCUUUAUUUCAUAAAACAGACUCGAAAUUAACGAUCGUUUCUUUGCGUACUGGAUUGAUUUAUAAAGUCCUCAAUUGAGAUGCGAGGCAAAAGAAGGAAUAUACGUAUGGAUAUAUUUCAUUCAUCGGUUUAACGAGACAUAAUUGUCACAAUGGCGUUUCCGUGUAUGUGCGAGCGUCCAUCCAUCCGGACUGAAUUUGUCCGGGCUGUCUCUGGACCAUGCAUCAUAGGAUUUUCAAAAAACUUGCCAUGAAGAUUAACCAUAAUGAGGCGGAUUGUCGCGCACAAGACCCAGAUCUCUACAGCAAAGGUCAAGGUCAAGGCUGGAGGUCAAAGGUUAAAAUUGUCCUUGUAUAGGCUGUAUUGUCACUAUGCGCUAUAGGAUUUUCAUAAAAUUUGCCAAGCAAGUCCAUCAUGAUGAGACGGCGUGUCGCGCACAAGACACCUUAAAGGUCAUGGUUAAGGUCAGAGGUCAAAGGUGAAAUGAUCCUUGUCCGGACUGUAUCCUGACAAUGCAUUAUAGCAUGAAAAAACAACCUGCCAUGAAUGAUCAUUAUGAGGAGGCGGCCUGUCAUAGAAAAGACCCAGGAAAGAACAUUGUGCCAGUGUGAAAGGAUCUUUAAACGGGCUCGACUUUUGCGCACAUUUCUGGAACACAAUAUCAACGACGUCAUUUUUGAAAAUGACAUUACGUUCGCAAAUUUCCUAUAAAUCUUUUCAAGGAAUAUAAUAAAAAGAGACACAAGUUUAGUUCUGUUGACGUCCGGCACUUUGUGAUCAACGCCCGUGACAGGAACACUUGACAUUGAGCCACCAACGAGGGGGCACAUAGCCAUGUCAAAAUAGAUGUGUAGAUGACAUUUGUUCUUGGAAAUUAUUAGAUAUCAUGUCUGUUUAUUAAUAUGGCUGACGAUGAAUGUGCAAGCACAUUACUCAAUGCCGAUAAUAUUGAAAAGUUGGUUCAGACGUAUACAACAACGUUUGUUAAAGAAACAAUGAAUGAUUUUCAUGCUCACUUUAUAUCAAAACUUGGAAGGGAAUGCAAUCAGUGCACAACUGAGGAGAUUCUUCAUUCAACUUGUCCAAAUAAUGUUUGCCAUGAAAUACGAGAUGCUAUACAAAAACAUCAUAGAACCAGAUCUCCAGCAUGGAACAAUACCAACGCAGAAUGGUGGUGCACAUAUUACUGGCAGGUCGUGAAAUGUUUUCUACCGGAGAACAUACACUUCGCUAAUGUUAAAUCAGCAGAAGAGACUAGCCUAUUCGGACUACUGCACAUUAUAUAUAACUGCACACAGUUUAACAUUAAUCAAAAAGAGUUAAACGACAUUUGGCAGCUGCUUUCGUCCAUAUCAGAAGAGGAAGAUCCAAAGCUGUUUUCUAUGAGUAAAUAUGAGAUAGACGAGUACAUUGACUGUUUGCAAUCGUUUUUGGAAACGAUAACACCGGUGGAAAAACACGACAUUAUAGCUAAUCAGAUAUUAGUGGUCAAGGAACACCCAACAUUUUUCGAACGGACUACUCAUUUCACUAUAAUUGAAGCAAUACAGAUCAUUUCAGAUCUAAAGGAAGGUUUUUCCACCUAUUUUACUGAAGUACCUUCCAGACAGUUUCGAAGAAGUGUUUCUUCGGGCGAACCCUUUGUAAAAGAAACCACCGCCGACGCUCUAGAAAAGAUACACUUAAAACUGAAAACUUCAGAAAAGUCAUCGCUAAAACAAAUUGAGCUAAAAGGGAACGAAAUUUCACAAACUUUGUACCAAACAUUGCAAAAAGCUGAAGGGGAACGCAAAGCAGCACACCACAGACUCACAAUUGAUUAUCAAUCACUCUCAGCGGAACAGGGCUGUUUAAGAGAACGAUUGGAAAUGUGUGAAAGUAAAUUUUCCGACUUAUCAUUAGCAAAGGUGACAGACAAGAGACGGAAAUUUGUCUUAGACAGCCAUAUCUUGCCUUCACACCCUGCUGUAGCAGACUGGACAAGAAAAAUAUGUGUAGCAGGCAUAUCACGACGAGAAUUGAAACCGCCAGAUAUCAGACGAACAUGCUCGGAAUCAAAUCUUUCAAAUUUGCAAAGACUGCUUCAAAAAGAAACCGUAGACAUUUGUAAGAUUUCAAACAAACAAAGACUUAAUGCUUCAUUGUAUGAAGAGGAUCUUUGUUCAAUGAGAAAAGAAACGCAAGAAAUAUGUCAGAGAAUAAAGUCACUGGGUCCAAAUAUUCUUGAUGUUUAUGCUGCAUAUAAAUAUCCAAAGUGCGAACCGCCCUCUGUUGCGUUCAUUGUUACUGUGAAGAAUAAUAAUGUAAAUUUAAAACAUUUGUCGCAAUACAACAUCGUAAAGCGCACAGUACAUUGUUAUAGCAAUGAGGGAAGGGAUGUUUUAUACUCUGAAUGCAACAAGCAAUAUCGAGUGAAAGCUAAAGACGAACAAAGGCUUAAAGCGUCAAUAGAAAGAAACGAAACUCUGCUUAUGCAGAGACAUAGAUACUUAAACAUGGUCAGCGGAAGUGCAGUUAGGUCAAAAGGUUACAAAGACAAACACCUUAUCGAACCAACCGUAUGUCUAGUUUUGUACGUUCACGCGAAAGGGUAUGUUCCCAUUGACGAAACACCCUUUCGGAACAAUUACGAUGACAUUCCUGUUGACGUGAGGGAGGGUGGGUGUUGGAGGUUAAGCAAUCCAAUCAACAUUGGCGAAUUUAUUCAACGAGACGGAGUUGAUAAGGUCGGAAGCAUUGGAGGUUUCUUUGAACUACCCUCUGUUGGUCUUUGUGGAAUUACCUCCGCUCAUGUUCUUCUAAAUGAUCAGGAGUUCAUGCAAUGUAAACAGGAAAGGCGUUUUACUGCAACAGGCUCUCAACAAGAGUUUCGAAUACAUUCCUCGGGCAAUGAAGAUAUUGGUCGACUUAUUUCUGCCAUGUAUGAGGAAGGAAAUGAUCGUGAAACUGGGUUUGAGGUCGCCAUUUUUCACAUUGAGCGUCCUUUUCCGUUUGAAGGAGUUGGUACCUCAUUUCAAGGACGAAAUCUUGAGGGAGAUAGUCAACAUACAGUAGAGUACUCUUUUGAAUCUGGACAGAUAUUGGAGAACAGACAUUUUUAUCCGGAUUAUAAAUGUUGCAAAUAUGGCAUGUCGUCUGGGUUUACAAUAGGUGAACUUAUCAGUGCUAGUGAUGGUGUGGGUUGUUUAUCCAUCCAAGAAAUGACCUUUGACAAAUUGCCACCAAUUGUUUUGCGCAAACAGUACGAAGUUAAAGCAUUUUCAGAAGACGAAACGUUUGCAACUUUUGGGGAUUCAGGAGCCUUAGUUUUUUGUUGGCGAGACUCCAGAGAAUUAGUUUGUAUAGGGAUGAUAGUUGCGUGCACAUCCCAACAUACAACUGUCGUUUCCCCGAUCGCUCCUUUUUUAAAACAGUUAGGAAUUUCUAAAAUGAAAAUUUUUAAAAAAGUGAAAAAUGAGCGACUGAUUGAAACAUUAUGUACUGAAGUUAAAACAUUGAACGAAAAAGUAAAUCAGAUACAUUUAGGUAUCAAUGCACUUUUACAGCGUAAUCCUCAUCAGAAUGCAGCCUCAGAAAAUAGAACUUCAGAACAGACGGACAACGAUGACUCUGGGAUGGUAGUUGAAUGAUAAGGUAUUGCUCCCCAAGCAAAGGACAGAAUCACACUCAUUUCGAAAUGAAAUCUGAUAAACGGUUAUUUUUAAGGAGUUAUAAAUCGAAAAAAUUAUAUCGUAAAUUUAUUUAUAGACAUGCUAAGCGACAAUGUUUUUUUAUUAUAACAAAACAGUUCAGGGAUGGAGUUGAACCAAUUAUAAAUCAUUCUGAUACAAUUAUAUGGCUGAAAUUUCAUAAUACAUUAUUUUAAAGAGCAUAAGAUAUUUAUGUAUGUGGACUUUUGGGGUGAUGAUUCGCCUAUAAACAAUACUGCUUAUGUUAUUGACAUUGAAGAAAAUGAUCUGUUUUAUUAUAAUUGUAUUGGCUAUGUAAUUGCAUGCAUUGAUUUAAACAAUAGAUUUAGAAUUAAAAAAGAACUAAGUAUUAAACUAUAGAUGAAAUUGUUUAAUUGACAAUCUUAAUUAUAAUUUUGAUUGUAGCCCUGACAGGUCUUUAAUCGACAGAUAAAAUAGUAGUCAAGGGUCAAAUUGUUAGAUUUUGUUUCAGAAUGAAGCUUUCGUAUUAUUUAAGGCCGUAUUAGUAACAUUUUUUUACAACUUUUAAAGAUACAAAUAGUCUAAAAGCCAAGACUAUGACUAAAAACUGUAAAUUAUGUGUUUGUUACCUGCAAUAAUGCAGCAAAGUAUUUUGGGUUCACUAAGAGUUAGAACGAAUGCAUUUAUUUUUGUAAAAUAUUAUUUAGAGUGAAAACUUAUGUCUGAAAUUCAAGUGUUUAUGAGGAAUAAGGCCACAAACGUACACAGAUAAGUGCGUUUUGUACAACAUUGGGUCACGGUUGUUUAUUUAAUAUUAUUUAAAAUAAAACAAUAUAUCUGCUAGCUCUGUAUGUUUAUUUUAAAGGCUGUCGUUGCUUGGUGUAUACUGUUGAAAGUAUAUUAGAUAUAUUUGUUUUCAUUAUGUUAUCGAUCAUGUUCUGAAUUCAUCUAAGUAAUCAAAUGUAGAAUUAGUGAUUUGUUUGGACAAGAAUGGUAUGGUGCGUAAGAGGAUUGCACAGUGUUAGAUGUUUAUAGAACUUUCAAGACCAGUUUAGAAUAUGGAACUUAUUUAGGUAUCUAAAGGUUGUGUGAGGUUGUGCACGCAAACUGGUUAAAAUCCCGCGUAAAUUUACAUAUUACUCACUGUUUCAAGGCGGUACCCUACACUCCUUGAUAAACACACCUAGUUUUUAAUAUAGUAUAUAUGCUGGUUUAUUGGUUUGUGCUGUUGUUCCAUGUUUCUUGUUUGUGAAAUUGUUCUUGUGUUCUAUGUCUUUGGCGUUUGCCCUGUGCCAUUAAACGUGGUUUAUGUUUAAACUUUUCGCUACUGAGCUUGUUUCUGUAGUUUUUCAUAUAUUUAAUUCUUAGGAGUUUAAGAGUUUUGUUUUGUAAAUUAUGAGUAUCUAUACAUCAAUAUCGUAUUCAAGUUGGUAGAUAUGCAAGAAAUAACAAAGCUUGAAACGAAAGAUAUUGUCUGUGUUGAAAUUAUAUUGAUAUGGAAGAAGACGUUCACAUUUUUGUGUUUGUCCUUCUUUUAACGAUAUCAAAAAUAAAAUAUAUGGAAAAAACGUACAAUUGUAACGAUCCAAACAUAGAAUAAAACUGAUAAAACUAUGAUUAUUUGUUAAAGAGUCUCAUACAGAAAUAUCGAAUAUUGUUAAUAUCGGGAAGGGAUUUAACAUAACAGGUUCAACUCAUAAUUGACGUAUAUUGUUUAACAUACGCUGUAUCGUAAACUACUGAAUUGUGUUUUUUUUUGUGUUUCGCUCUUUUGUAUGUAAAUAUUCGUUCGUCACUUUGUAUUUAAAAGGUGACAUUUUUCAUAUUAUAUAUUGUAUGUGUUCUAGACAUUGUUUAAUUUACUAGUCGAAAAUUGCAUGUCUGUCUGUCUGUAAAUUAUGACUUGUAGAAUAGUAUAUUGCUGCUCAUGGAUGUUUUGUUGAUAAUUGCCCAAAGCGAGCUAAAUAAAUGCCCGAAGGUGAUUCCUUUUUAUCCGGACUAUUAUCAAUUUAAAGCCAUGUCAAUUAUUAUUUUAUCCUAAUUAAAAUAUAUGUUCUGCCAUUUGGACUUUUUUGUCAGGUGUUUGUAAAAUAACAUGAUAUGAUUUGU